Messenger RNA from Hippocampus comes (tiger tail seahorse), 2566 nucleotides. RefSeq lists its product as uncharacterized. The transcript is spliced from 16 exons. The record is from RefSeq and is a predicted model, not a curated record. Lineage: Eukaryota; Metazoa; Chordata; Actinopteri; Syngnathiformes; Syngnathidae. Bases 356 to 2455 code for a protein of 699 amino acids. Gene Ontology annotation, molecular function: single-stranded DNA binding.
UGCGCAUGUGCGAUUAAUUGCGUAGGGCAUGUAAAUAAUGGAGCCAAAGCUGCCAUUGACUGAAAGCGGGAAGUUGAGUUUUUACCGUACUACUUGUUUACUGGAAUUUUAAUAACAUUUCUAUCUGCAAAAUUAGCAAAACAAUACCCGGUCAUGCCAUGUUUGAUGAUGCAUAUCCAACACAGUGGCGCAAAUCCAUGACGUAAAACCCACUGUCCCGAUUCUGCAAAUUUCACACGUUUGUAACCUGCGCUCUCGAACACUUACGUGCACUUAAAUUACGUGUCGACUUCAAUGAGGACCGUAGAGUGUUGUGUGGGUGUUGGGAUUGGGUCAACCUGGUGGCAUUUGAAGCAUGGCGGCACCCGACUGCAUCUUACGCCGAACUCUGGCGCGGUCCAGAACCGCUAAAAAUCAGCGCUCUCAAGUGGUCUGUAGGGAGACGCUCUACCUGUUGGACGUGUUGCGCUACACCAGAGACGAGGGUUCUUCCGUCUACUUCCCACACACCAUCUUCUCUGGCGACAACCUUUACGACGUUACGCUGAGUGAUGGCGACUGCCGCCUGCGCGUCACUCUGGAUCCCAGACUCAACGGGCUGGUGGAGAAGAACGUAUUGCGGCAGGGGACUGCCGUGCGAAACGCCACCCUCGCCCCUGCCAUGACGGGCUUGGCAGAUCGCACAGAGGACGAAAGCUUCAUCAUGGUCAGUGUGGAGGUGAGCGCGUUUGAGAGUAUCGAGGACUCGCACCAGGACUCCUUGCCCUGGAGUGGCUCGUCCGACGUGUCAGGUCCUCUGCUGGCCAAUCGGAGGGUCUUUCUGCCGCUGUGGAACAACGUGGACUUCUACGGCGACGCCUGGAAGAAGACGGCGCCUCCUCUGGAGGAGGAGGUGACGGCUCUCCGUCCCACCAUGACUGUCCAAGACCUCAGCCAGGGAUUCUUGGCCCGCGAAGUUUGGGCCCUUAGAACCAUCCGCCGCCGGCUGAUUGUGCGCAUCGCGGCCAAGUCACACCUGACGUAUUACGGGAGAGCAGACAGUAACUGCGCAUGCCCCUAUCAGGCGCUGUUGGAGGCGCACGACUCGUCAGGAAGCGUGUCACUAGUGUUGUGGAACAGCAUGUGUGUCGAGUGGUACCGUGUGCUCAAGCCCGGCCACGUCAUCAGCCUGAGCCACUUCCGCAUCAAGGAACGGUACCAAUCAGAAGGGGACAACAUCGAGAUAAGCGUGAACAGCCGGAAUCCCGCCUCUCGCAUCGCUCUGCUCCCGGAAGCGUCCGUGGCGCCCGACUGCCUGCCGCCGCCGGCGCCCCCCUACAACUUCUGCGACAGUGAGGAACUUGCGUCUUGCUCUCACGGCGCCCUCUGCGACGUCAUCGGCUUCGACUGGUUCCGGCAGCAGGACGAGAGACGCCUGUUGCGCUCGGCUCUGAUUGGCGGAUUCUUCGUGUACCCGCCCCCUCCCGUCUCCUUGGAAGCGUACAUGAGACACAGGGGAGCCCGGUUUCCUCCAGGGGAUGGAGCUUCUGAGAGAGAUCAAGAAACUUUGUUACAGGGAGCGACGCACCUUCUGUAUUCAGGCCACCGUUACCAUGGUUACGUAUUGUCACAGAGGAGAGGAGGAGCGUUGCAUCUUUUGGCGAGAUGUGUCUUCGUCUCUGUCCUCCACCUCACCCACCUCGCCAGCGUUGUCGUCCAGGCUUUUGCUAUCGUCGGCUCUCAAUCAGUCGACGCCCCGGCGGCUGCCAUCUCCCACCGGUGUCAGGUAACAGCAUUUCCUGCCUCGGCUUUCUCGAUUAAAACCGCCACGUUCGUGUUUGUGCGCAGCAGGCCGUGCAAAAGGAAGCUGCUGCUGCACUCGGACACGCCGCAAAAGGGACGUCCCCGUGCGACCGUCCAACCCGAAGCCAGCAACAAGACAGCCAUUCUUUUCGAGGCUUCCAUGGAGUUCCUCCAAGACGCGGACGACAACGGCGAAGACGAAGCAGAGGAGGACGAGGACAGCUUGUCGUACGCCACCUGCCCGUCGCCGCCGGAUUUCCCUCAUGUCGCCAUGGAGACGCUAGCCAUGCGCUACGACCCCGCCCAUGAGAAAAAACAGGCGGUUGCCGUGGCGAUGGGAGGGACCCUGACCUGUGCUGCCCUCUUCGCCAGCGAGGACUACUACACGCUCAAGCUUAAAGCUUUGUCGGAUGGCGUGUGCAUCGGCACCAUCUUCCUCCCUCAGGCGUCCUCUUCCUCCCUUUCGCCACCGUCCCACUCCCACAGCAACACCUGGGCGUCCAUCUUGUCCCACGGAGCCUUUUCAUCCCACGCGCCCCCACCUUCGCCAGGGGACCUCAUCGCUACGGCAACACUGCUUGCUAAUCAAAGGCUGUUGUGCCUGCUGGAUGUGUGUAAUCUGGGCGGAGACCUCGACGAGGUGGUCAUCAGCCGGGCCUUCCCGAUGACCUGAGGACACCCAUGUUUAUUUUUUGAAAUUUUGGUUUCCUCUCUGAUCAGUGUCUCCUCACACUGUUUUGUUUGCUACGUGUGUGGCUGGAGGGGACGGGGAAGCGUGUGCUCU